GUGUGGACACAUUUCGCCCCAAAACAGACGCUGCAAAACGACGCCCAAAAAAAAAAGCGAGGAAAAAUCUCCAGAAAAAUCCUCGUUACAUUAGCCUUUGCUUUGCUUGCUCACUCUCGCCACGCCAAGAACGCACCGUGCCACCGCCAUGGCCACCUUCCUUGGGAGCUCGCCGGCCUUCCUCGCCCGCCCCGUCGCCGCCAAGCCGCACCUCUCCUGCGCGCAGUCGCCGCGCCCGCCCAGCGCCCAGCCGCCGCCGGAGCAGCAACCGCCGACGCCGACGCCGACGCAGCAGCAGUCCAUGCAAGCCCAGCCGCAGGCGAGGCCGAGGCGCGCGCCGGCGGCGGCGGCGUCCGGCGCGGACUCGACGGACUGGGUGGCGACGUCGCUGACGCGGCGGUUCGGCAUCGGCGCCGGGCUCGCGUGGGUCGGGUUCCUCGCCUUCGGCGUCGUCUCCGAGCAGCUCAAGACCCGCUUCGAGGUCGCGCAGCAGCUGGCCAACACCAAGGACGUGGAGCAAGAGCAGGAGGUCGUCCUUCCCAACGGAAUACGGUACUACGAGAUGCGAGUAGGCGGCGGCGACGUGCCGCGGCCGGGGGACCUGGUGGUGAUCGACCUGAAGGGGAGGGUGACCGGCGGCGAGGCGUUCGUGGACACGUUCGGCGACGGGAAGCGGCCGCUGGCGCUGGUGAUGGGGUCGAGGCCGUACACGAGGGGAAUGUGCGAGGGGGUGGAGUACGUGCUGCGGUCCAUGAGGGCCGGCGGCAAGCGGCGGGUGGUCGUCCCGCCGGCGCUCGGCUUCGGCGACGACGGCGCCGACUUCGGCGACGCCGCCGCGCAGGUCCCGCCCGGGGCCACGCUCGAGUACGUCGUGGAGGUCGACAAGGUGUCCAUCGCGCCGGCGUGAGCGUGAUCGACGCGACGUGUAGACUCCGUAUACGUAGCUGCUGCCUGGAGACAACCCCCUGCAGCGAAAAUCUCUCGAAAGGGUUUAAAACUUGCACAGCGAUUUCAUAUUUUGUUUGAAAGAGAAUGUUUUGAUUUUUGGCCCUAGUUUAAGUUCUAUUGUCUCUACAGCUAUUUGGCCGUCGUAUAUCUAGCGAGAGGAUGGCCUGUUUGCUCCAUUUUCAGUUAAAACUGCAGAGAUUAACAUAUACUUUCUGAUGUUUUUUUUUCAA
Oryza sativa Japonica Group (Japanese rice) is the source of this 1178-nucleotide messenger RNA. NCBI's taxonomy places the organism in Eukaryota, Viridiplantae, Streptophyta, Magnoliopsida, Poales, Poaceae. The record is from RefSeq and is a predicted model, not a curated record.